This is a messenger RNA of Ruditapes philippinarum (Manila clam), 1011 nucleotides long. RefSeq lists its product as uncharacterized. Lineage: Eukaryota; Metazoa; Mollusca; Bivalvia; Venerida; Veneridae. The transcript is spliced from 3 exons. Gene Ontology annotation, biological process: GPI anchor biosynthetic process. The record is from RefSeq and is a predicted model, not a curated record. Bases 31 to 465 code for a protein of 144 amino acids. Gene Ontology annotation, cellular component: glycosylphosphatidylinositol-N-acetylglucosaminyltransferase (GPI-GnT) complex.
AAGUUCGGGAGAGCGAAACUUAUCCGCAAUAUGAACAAAACAUCAGCAACACCUUCGCCCUUAAACCUUUUCACAAAACUAUUUCAGUAUAUCAGACUAGCGUACAGACAUAAAGGUAAAUUAUGUAGUGCUCAAGCACAAGCCUACAUCAACGAGGAGGAUGACAUUGAUGCUCUGUCAGAUACAAGAUCGAUGGACAUUCUAGCAAAUUCUUCUGCCGUCUGGCUCCAAACAAUCCGAAGACGUCGCAGUGCAAAAAUCACUCCAGAUGGUGUAGCCGGAAUGGUACGGAGUCAUCAUGGACCUCAGAGGUUAGAAGACGCAAUUGAAUGGAAAGCCGUGGUGAAACGGUACUACAAAAUGCAAGGUGUUGACGAAUCAUCAGAUGAUGAUGACGAGAAAAAUGGGAUUCUAAAUCAUUCAAAUAAUAACCAUAUAGAUGCUCUUAAUGAUAUGCAGGGUUAAGUUUUUAAUUCAUAGGAUAAAUAUGGGAAUUAAACAAAUUAUAUUAUGAAAAUGAUAAUUAUAACAUACACAUAUCAAUACAUGAAGGUAACGAGUGCUUAUUUGACAAAAUAUAUUGAAUUAAGUAAACGCAAUGACAUAUUCAACAGUUAAUAUGUGUUAAAUAACACCAUAGAAAAACUAGAAUACUUGCAUUAAAGGUUAUAAAACCGUUACAGCACUGGAUAUUUCAAAUUAACAUGCUUGACUAAACCAUUUAACAUUUUAGGCAGAAUUUCAGAAUAGCGAACAGUGACACAGAUGAACUGAUCUUGGUCUGCAGUGAUCGCAUUGGUUAACCAGGCUAAGGAUUAAUGAUCAUUUUUACCUAAUCAUGGCAUUUUAAUUUGUUAGUGUGUUUCUAUGUACACCUCAUUUCCCCAUAAUGCACAAUCAUAAUUCUUCUUUAUAUAUUUAAGUGAGUGUAUAGGUGUAAAUUAAACUAUAAUGUUAUGUAUAAUGACAUUGAUAACAUACAUGAACGUGUUGAUAAAAAAAGUAAAAUCU